Plasmodium fragile is the source of this 255-nucleotide messenger RNA. RefSeq lists its product as uncharacterized. The record is from RefSeq and is a predicted model, not a curated record. Lineage: Eukaryota; Apicomplexa; Aconoidasida; Haemosporida; Plasmodiidae. The coding region runs from base 1 to 255 and encodes 84 amino acids. The transcript is spliced from 2 exons.
AUGACACUGCUGCUGAUCAUCAUGUAUCCCCUGAGGAAGAGAACUUUGAAGCGGAAACACAACAGUGAAAAAAAGGAAGAGAAGAAUUGCCAAAACAGAAUAAGAAGAUAUUUGCACAAAUAUAAACAGAUAUCAAAGGGUGACAAAAAUGAAGAGCUGGAAAAUGGACUUGUCUCAGAUGUUAUUUCCCCACAGGAGGAGGAAUCCUCGGGAAAAGGGGAGGGGAAGUCCAAUGAUUAUUCGUCCUUCACCUAA